AUGAAAACAUUUGGUGAAGGCAGAGGUUUUAUAGACGAAAUCGUUAAGAAGAAAAAGAACAGCUCAUCGGCAUCUGUUAUUGUAAAAGCUGAUCAAAGAGGUUUAAGGGAUCCUGGAAAUAAACGUUCUGACCAUGACAUCCAAUACGUCAAAAACUUCAUCGACAAAUUUCCAGCUUAUGAAAGUCACUACUCCCGACGCCAUACGAAUAAAAAAUACCUUCAUCAGGAUUUAAACAUGAAGAUAUUGUACAAAUUGUACAAAGAUGAAUACGUGAAAGACAAUGGAGAAGAAGGAUUACCGCCAGUAAGCAUUACGCUGUUUCGUAGCAUUUUUAAAACACUCAAUUUGAAAUUCAAAAAACCUUCAAACAAUACUUGCAAAACUUGCGAUUCGCUUACGCUUCAAAUUAAAACUUGUGAGGAUGCUAAUGAAAAACAAAAUUUAGAAGAGAAGAAGACUAUUCAUCAAAGUAAAGCUGAAUCACAUUAUAAUUCGAAAAGAGAGGACAAGGAAUUGAGUAAGCAAAGUGAUUGA
Molecule: messenger RNA, 537 nt
Organism: Parnassius apollo (apollo)
Lineage: Eukaryota; Metazoa; Arthropoda; Insecta; Lepidoptera; Papilionidae
Source: the annotation of a GenBank genome assembly